AUGGGUGCUCCUAAGCAGAAAUGGACUGCAGAAGAAGAAGCGGCGCUAAAAGCUGGAGUACUCAAACACGGGUCUGGAAAAUGGCGCACUAUACUUACUGAUCCUGAGUUUUGUACCAUUUUACGCACUCGUUCAAAUGUAGAUCUCAAGGAUAAAUGGAGGAAUAUAAAUGUCACAGCAAUAUGGGGAUCCCGGCAGAAGGCAAAGCUUGCCCUUAAAAAGAACCUUCCAGCCCCAAAAAUUGACAAUAAUCAAUUGGCCUUGAGUAAAGUAGUUCAACGUGAAGACAUUCUUGAUAUUAAGCCUCUAACAAUUUCUAGUGGAGCAUUGCCAUCUUCUAAUUCAAAAGAACAAGUAUCAAGGUUGGGGGUUAAUCAUGUACUAGAGGCUAAUGUCAAUAUGAAGGAGCCAAAGGGUUCUAACAAGGCUGCCAUUGCUUCUUACAUAGAGGAAAAGCAUAAGUACAAAAUUAUGCCAAAUCCAAGAGUCUCUGAGAAAAGAAGUCCUUCCUUGAUGCCCAUGGAAGCUAGGCCCAAAGAUUCUCUAGAAGUGGAGAAGAGUGGUGAGGUCAACAUCCUUUCAAAAUCUCAAAUUGAUGCAGAGCUAUCAAAAGUGACGAGCAUGACAGCUCAAGAGGCGGCCGCUGCAGCUGCAAAAGCAGUUGCAGAGGCCGAAGUUGCCAUUGCACAGGCUGAGGCAGCAGCUAGAGAGGCAGAGGCUGCAGAAGCUGAAGCUGAGGCUGCUCAAGUCUUUGCAAAAGCAGCAAAGAAGGCGCUUAAAAGCAAAAUGCUUCAUAUUUGGUAG
Messenger RNA from Vicia faba (fava bean), 804 nucleotides. NCBI's taxonomy places the organism in Eukaryota, Viridiplantae, Streptophyta, Magnoliopsida, Fabales, Fabaceae. The record is from the annotation of a GenBank genome assembly.